This is a messenger RNA of Kalmanozyma brasiliensis GHG001, 960 nucleotides long. RefSeq lists its product as uncharacterized. Lineage: Eukaryota; Fungi; Basidiomycota; Ustilaginomycetes; Ustilaginales. The transcript has a single exon. The coding region runs from base 1 to 960 and encodes 319 amino acids. The record is from RefSeq and is a predicted model, not a curated record.
AUGUUGAUUCAAGCUGCUGGAGCGCUCCUCAUCUUGGAGCUACUGGCGAUUCGAUUCGUUCAAGCAGCUCUCAUUGGGUCAAACAACGACGAUGACACGCACAAAACAGACAGCUGGUCUCCGUCCCUCGGGCAUCAGCAACCCUGGCCACCCCAGAAACCAUCUUCCUCAUCCUCGAGCGAGGUUCUAGACGGAUGGCGUCCCAUAGACUUGCAUGUGUCGAACGAUCCACACCUUCAUCAGCCGCUGAACUGGGCGCUCGACUCUACCACGCAGCCCACCGGGCUUCAAGACGUGGACUUUGACAUCCUGCAUGCACUUUCUGCGGAUCUUUCGCGUCCGUCUUCAAGCCAUCUGCCCGUCGAGCCCGGUCAGACAGCACCUUCUGAUCCGACAUCCGCCUCCCCCCACUCGUUUACCAGCAUCGCCCAACCCGAAGCGAAACGCCCUCGGGUGCCUCCACCUCCCGACCUCGCAGCCGCCAUAGCGUCGCAAAGGGUCAAGUCCGCCGCCAUCCGGAAGCGCAUGCGCUGGCCCGAACCGCGCUCCUUCUCGCACCUCGUCUCCUACCCACCGUUCCGCAGCGUUGCGCGGCAGCUCUCCUCCGACACCUCACCGGAGAUCGCUUCCCGCAUCGUCGCCGCGUUUGCUGGCAAGCUCCAAUGGGUGCCCCUGUCGCGCGACACGUCGUUACAGACAAUCUUUCGCGAUCGAACUCCGUACAAGCUGUACAGCCGCCGUCUACCCAUCCGAAUGGAAAGACAAGGUACGAGCUGGAGCGUGCACAUGACCCAGCACAACGUACCUCUCCGACGAGAGGGUCUGACGCAGGGCACGCCGCUCCACGGCAAGCCGUACUAUGGAUUUUGGGGAUUGCCCGAGGAUGUGAGCAGCGGCUCUGUGCCCGCGGUGUUUUACGGAUCGGGGAUUCUGGAGAAGGAUUCUGGAGAAGAAGGAUAA